Messenger RNA from Eptesicus fuscus (big brown bat), 1602 nucleotides. RefSeq names its product endogenous retrovirus group K member 19 Env polyprotein-like. Lineage: Eukaryota; Metazoa; Chordata; Mammalia; Chiroptera; Vespertilionidae. The transcript has 5 exons. The record is from RefSeq and is a predicted model, not a curated record. Bases 544 to 1602 code for a protein of 352 amino acids. Gene Ontology annotation, molecular function: structural molecule activity.
UCAUAGUCCAACGUGGAACUAAGGCUGAAGUUACUAUUAACUCUUUAUAGACUCCGUUAACCAUUUGUUUAACUUACUGUUUUCAGUUAUUGGGAUCCUCAGAGAGGACAUAACCUGGACUUUCCCUUCCUCUCUCAUCCUGAUCCUAAUAGCAUCUGUAACUGGAUUAAAAAUCUUUUCUUUCAGGAGGCCAUCCAGGCUUUCAGCUCACAAGAAAUCUUCCCCUGCGAGAGGAGAGAGGGACCUCCCAGAAGGGGCUGGAGGCUCUCCCUCUCAACAGCCGGACUGCAGGAUGACUUUUCCUUCAACACACUGGUCCCGCCCACUGGCCUAUGGCAGAAGCCAGAAAAAGCGACGAUAGGAAAGGGAGGCCCCCAUCAGGGGACUUAGAGGCAGUGUUCCUGUUAUCUGCUUAGAUCCCAAGAAUGACGCCGAGGGGCCGCGCUGGUUACCAGAGAGGCUGGUUCGCCACGCAACAGUCCAGACAUCCGAGAGGGAGGACCAGGACCCAACGGGAGGGUCAGAUAACGAUACUGCUCCAGAAUGAAGCGUGGGGUGGUGUUGCUCGUUCUUCUAGCCUGGUGCUCCGGAACAGAAGCAAGGGAAUAUUGGGCAUACGUGCCUGAUCCCCCGUUGCUGCACGUGUCCAUGUGGGAGGGUCGCAACGUCCCGGUUUAUGUUAACAAUACCAAGCUUCUUGGGAGGCCUUCGAAUGGUCACCUCCAGGCGCACAACCCAGUGCCAUACAACUUUUCUGCUGUAGGUGAAGGCACUCCUAUCUGUUUUUCCAAGAACGUGAGUGCAACGGGCUGUGUUACCCUCCAGGGGGUUACCUUUCAUGUCAACAGCUCCACCGUCGGAUGGAAUAUCAAUGUGAUGAGCCUCGGGGGGUUGGGAACCGGACUGAAUGCCUCUCUUCCCCGAGACGUCCUGCCAUGUGAGAAACCAUCCGAUAUACGAGAGCACUCAGUACCUUGGGAACGGUGCUACACCAAUCAAGCUGUUGCCUUCCCGAUCCAGGGCACCAACUCAUCCAUCAUCAACUGGUCCAUCUUCAACAAGACCAGUUGGACUCAAGGACUCUAUGAGGGACUCUGGAGCGUGGCUGGCGGUCCAAUCCAGCUACUACUCUGGAAAUUGGCUGCUGCUCUGAACACGGUCACAGCCGUGGUGACCUAUCCGUCUAGUGAUAAGAAUAAGAACUGGACUGCAAGCAGCUGGACAGUUAAUGUGACUGCCUGUGUGCCAGAGCCUUAUGCCUUGCUAGUGGGGAAGGUGAAUAUUUCCCAUCAAGGUCAGACCUUUAAUGUUACUUGUGUAAAUUGUCUGUUAACCAAUUGUAUUGCUAAUAUACCUUGGGGAGAACAGGUGGUUGUUCUCCACCAGCCUGCCUUUGUAAUCUCUCUGAGCCCUGCUGCAGCUGCUGCUGCGGCCCUUACCCAAGAGGUACAAACAGCUCAUUUUGUCAAUGAUUUAUCCAAAAAUGUUAGCACAGCCUUAGGGACACAAGAGGUGAUUGAUAGAAAGAUUGAGGAGAAGCUCAAUGCUUUAUAUGACAUGGUUAUGUACCUAGGGGAAGAAAUAGAUGGGUUAAAGUUGUAG